CCAGCCGCAGCUGGUGGCCCCAUCACUGCAUGCAAGUAAUUGUAUCGAGAAUAAAAUUUUUACCGAGAACUGCGCAAACACAAUGACCCUUUCCAACAAUUCCGCUGAUCCCUUUUUGAAGAAUAUUUUUAUGAUAUGGACAAUUAUUCUGGCAAUAAAUGGGUAUGGCAGCUUGCGACGUCCCAGUACCGAUAACGGUUUUCUGACCUUCAUUACGAGCCUAAUACGGCUGCUAUGGAGCGUAUGGCUGACUUUUUUCAUGUGGAUCCAAGUCGUUAUCGAUAUAUUUACAGUGAUCAGUGGUGCCCGCAAAACCACCUCACAGGAGCUCAUCCUGCAGAUGCUGGGUAUCGCCAGUUCCGUGAUGAGUCGUGUUGGAUGGACGACACUCAUGCUGAUUUACCAUGAAUGGCAGGAUAUUGUCCAGGAUAUCUGUCGGGUGUGUGCUCCGUAUCUGAACACCAAGACAAGGAAGAAACUGGUGUGCCUUGUCACGGUGCUUUGCCUGAUUGCUGUACCACGCUUCUGGUACUUUGGUUACCGGUCCUUCUACGCUUUUCCCUUUCCAGCGGAUUAUUCCAAAAAUGCGUUGAUUAAGAUGUGCGCGCGGGAUCCCGGUUGUCAGAAUUCGCACUGGCAGACUGUGGCGGCGAUUGUGGCGUCGGUGGGCAUUCAGAUGGGUCGUUUGACCAGCGGGAUUUGUGGUUCCACGAUUGAGUACUUUGUUCCCACGCUGUGUCUGGUUCUGGGAAUAUCCUUUCGUGUACUGGUGAGAGAAAUGGUGCUGCAGAUGCGCAGCUUAUUGGAACCGCGAAAAGGGUGUGGAGAUUUCGUUGGGCAUUAUAUGCAACGCUACCGUGUACUGGAGAAAAUUGUACGGCGCUUGGACAAAUUGUUGUCCGUGAUUGUCUCGGCGCACUACUUCGGGCAGGCGUUGAAGUUGCUGGAUACGCUGCGACCGCGGAAGAAGGGAUACUUAGCGGUGACCGUAACCGAGGAUUACAUUAUUAGCCUGUAUGAGCAUCCACUGCUGAUCGGGUUACAUGCUUGCGCCCUGAUUUACCUCAACGAAAAGGCCAAAUCAGUCAUCCACGUUCUAGAGGAAAUACAAGCGGGAGACAGCGAUCUGGAUGCUGAUCAACAGCUGCAGGUCGUCGGACAUGUCAAUCGUCUCGCGACAAGCAACAUUGGAAUGACACUGGCCGGCAUCGCCACUGUCGAUCGACAAUUUAUUUUAUCACUCAUUGGCGUGCUGGCUUCUUACAUGAUGAUCCUAGCGGAAUUAAAUAAACCGGAUGGAAAGAAUAACCAGGCUGCCAGCGACAUGUCUUGUGAAGUCAUCGAUACAAUAUGCCUGCGGUCUGAACGAGACUUCAACUUUAACUUCAGCAUGGUUUCUUGAGUUCCUUGUAUGGCGACAGGGGUUUACUUAAACUUCCAGUCGCAAAUACGCAUCCUACCUAAUUAUUUUACAUGCAUGAUUCUAGCGUGGCAACAGUUGGCAAUAGUCUACUGUACAUGCUGUGACACCUACCAAUUUGUGCAACUAGAUGGAAAUAGAUGGAAAUAGUAGAGUAGCUUUUAAAGAACAUUAAUAUUUUAUGCAUGCGUGGAAUUUCAGUUUUAUGUCAAUAGGCGCUCGUAGCUGGUAUGACGGUGUUUUAGAUAUUACAGAUUUAUUAAAGUGGCGAGAAAUCUU
Paramacrobiotus metropolitanus is the source of this 1699-nucleotide messenger RNA. RefSeq lists its product as uncharacterized. The record is from RefSeq and is a predicted model, not a curated record. Lineage: Eukaryota; Metazoa; Tardigrada; Eutardigrada; Parachela; Macrobiotidae. Bases 83 to 1402 code for a protein of 439 amino acids. The transcript is spliced from 3 exons.